CAACAAUCUUUCAAACAAUAACAAUCUUUCAAACAGUAACAAUCUUUCAAACAGUAACAAUUACUCAAGCAAUAAAAUUUAUUCAAAUAAUAAAAAUUAUUCGAACUUUAACAGUCAUUCAAAGAGGGAAAUUAGUGGCAAUAAUUCUUCUGAUACUGAAUAUUUCACAUGGGACGAUAAACCUGUCAAUUUGACUAUUAUUCCAAACGCUGCAUAUAAGAAGAUAUUUUAUGGAAUAAAUUAUACUCCCGUAAAUGCUACUUACCCCUGGUGCACAAACACUUUAGGUGAUAUUAUAGAAGAUAUAAAAAUAAUUUCCCAAUUAACUAACAGAAUCCGGGUUUAUGGAAUGGAUUGUAAUAUCGCUGAUUAUACUAUGGAAGCAAUCCUUAAAUUAAAUUUGAGUAUGACUAUUGUUCCCACUAUUUGGGUUGAUAAUAAUGAUACUACCUAUCAAAGACAAUAUGAUCAUUUAUUUAAUUUCAUCGAAAAAUAUGGUGAAGAUAAAAUUGAUGGUAUUUUAGUUGGUAAUGAAGAUGCUGUAGAUGCAGUGUGGGCUAAUAUUCACCCAUAUUGGUAUGCAGUUAAUAUAACCGAAUCUGCAUCAUGGGUAUUUAAGACCUAUAAUGAAUCUGUCGUCCCACUUGCAGAAAAUGCUAGUAAAGACUCUGUUAUAUCUGAAGUCGGUUGGCCGACUGACGGAAAUGCACAAGGUUUUGCUAUUCCUAGUGUUCAAAAUUUACAAAUAUUUUUAGAUACUUUCAUUUGUUUAGCUAAUUUAAAAGGUAUUAAUUAUUACUAUUUUGAAGCUUUUGAUAUUCCUUGGAAGAGUGCAACUGGUCUAGUGGAAGGAA
Messenger RNA from Racocetra fulgida, 854 nucleotides. The record is from the annotation of a GenBank genome assembly. NCBI's taxonomy places the organism in Eukaryota, Fungi, Glomeromycota, Glomeromycetes, Diversisporales, Gigasporaceae.